AUUGAAAUAACAUUCCAUUCCCAGUCUCUCUCGCUCUCGCAUCGGCAAUAGUCAGCUUCCUCAUUCUCUCUCUCUCCCUCGUCUGAGUCGUCUCGAGACCCGAAGAGAGAAGCCAAAAAAGCUUCAGAGAUGAGCGGUCACGACUCCAAGUACUUCUCCACCACCAAGAAAGGCGAAAUCCCUGAGCUCAAAGAAGAACUCAAUUCUCAGUACAAGGAUAAAAGAAAAGAUGCAGUUAAAAAGGUGAUUGCUGCUAUGACUGUUGGGAAGGAUGUUUCAUCACUAUUCACAGAUGUUGUGAAUUGCAUGCAAACAGAGAAUUUGGAGCUCAAGAAGCUUGUCUAUUUAUAUCUGAUAAAUUAUGCUAAAAGCCAACCCGACCUUGCGAUACUUGCAGUAAAUACAUUUGUGAAGGAUUCUCAGGAUCCAAACCCUCUGAUUCGUGCAUUGGCUGUGCGGACAAUGGGAUGCAUUCGCGUUGAUAAAAUCACAGAAUAUCUGUGUGAUCCCCUUCAGAGGUGUCUUAAGGAUGAUGAUCCCUAUGUUCGCAAGACAGCAGCUAUAUGUGUUGCUAAACUUUAUGACAUAAAUGCUGAGCUGGUAGAGGAUAGGGGAUUUUUGGAAGCUCUCAAGGAUUUGAUAUCUGACAAUAAUCCAAUGGUUGUUGCGAACGCUGUUGCAGCACUUGCGGAGAUUCAAGAGAACAGCAGCAAGCCCAUAUUUGAGAUCAUGAGCCAUACACUUUCAAAGCUCCUUACUGCCCUAAAUGAAUGCACAGAGUGGGGUCAAGUUUUCAUAUUGGAUGCUCUUUCCAAGUACAAGGCAGCUGAUGCUCGUGAAGCUGAGAAUAUAGUGGAGCGUGUUACUCCACGACUACAACAUGCAAAUUGUGCGGUUGUUCUUUCAGCUGUCAAGAUGAUCCUCCAACAAAUGGAACUCAUCACCAGUACUGAUAUAGUUCGGAAUCUUUGUAAGAAAAUGGCUCCUCCUCUUGUGACAUUACUGUCUGCAGAACCUGAGAUUCAAUAUGUUGCAUUACGAAACAUCAACCUUAUUGUACAAAAGCGGCCUACGAUUCUUGCCCAUGAAAUCAAGGUGUUUUUCUGCAAGUACAAUGAUCCCAUUUAUGUGAAGAUGGAAAAGUUAGAAAUCAUGAUAAAGCUAGCUUCAGACCGAAAUAUAGACCAGGUUCUGUUGGAGUUUAAAGAAUAUGCUACAGAAGUAGAUGUAGAUUUUGUCAGAAAGGCUGUUCGUGCUAUUGGACGUUGUGCCAUCAAGUUAGAGAGAGCAGCUGAGCGAUGCAUUAGUGUUUUACUUGAGUUGAUUAAGAUUAAAGUAAACUAUGUCGUUCAAGAAGCUAUCAUAGUCAUUAAGGAUAUAUUUAGAAGAUACCCUAACACCUACGAGUCCAUCAUUGCUACACUUUGUGAGAGCUUAGACACUUUAGAUGAGCCUGAGGCUAAGGCAUCAAUGAUCUGGAUAAUUGGAGAAUAUGCAGAGAGAAUUGACAAUGCUGAUGAGCUCCUUGAGAGCUUUUUGGAAAGUUUUCCUGAAGAGCCUGCACAAGUACAAUUGCAAUUGCUGACUGCCACUGUCAAACUUUUUCUUAAGAAGCCAACUGAAGGCCCACAGCAGAUGAUUCAGGUUGUGUUGAACAAUGCCACGGUGGAGACUGACAAUCCAGAUUUGCGUGAUCGUGCAUAUAUAUAUUGGCGUCUUCUUUCUACUGAUCCUGAGGCAGCUAAGGAUGUUGUGUUAGCUGAGAAGCCUGUGAUCAGUGACGAUUCAAACCUACUUGAUCCUUCUCUUCUUGAUGAGCUUCUUGCCAAUAUUGCUACUUUGUCCUCUGUGUAUCACAAGCCCCCGGAUGCAUUUGUAACCCGUGUGAAGACUACCCAAAGAACUGAAGAAGAAGACUACCCUGAUGGGAGUGAAAUGGGGAAUUCUGAAUCACCUGCUCAUGCAUUGGACAGUGCUGCAUCACCACCAGCUACUUCAAGUAGCACUUCACAAGCUGUGGCAAGGCAACAACCAGCCCCUGCUCCUGUGCCAGAUUUACUUGGUGAUUUGAUGGGCCUUGACAAUAAUGACAAUAGUAAUAAUGCUAUUGUACCCGUUGAUCAACCCGCACUACCUGCUGGCCCUCCUUUGCCUGUUGUAUUACCAGCGUCAACUGGUCAAGGUCUACAAAUCAGUGCACAGUUGGUACGAAGAGAUGGCCAAAUAUUUUACAGCAUUAUGUUUGAGAACAAUACUCAGAUUCCCCUUGAUGGGUUUAUGAUCCAGUUCAACAAGAACACGUUCGGUCUUGCUGCUGCUGGACCACUACAGGUCCCGCUAUUGCAACCUGGAAUGUCAGCAACAACUCUUCUGCCGAUGGUUUUAUUCCAGAACAUAGCUCCUGGUCCUCCAAACAUGCUUCUGCAGGUUGCUGUGAAAAAUAAUCAACAACCCGUCUGGUAUUUUAAUGAUAAAGUAUCAUUGCUACCAUUCUUCACCGAGGAUGGGAGAAUGGAGCGUUCUGCUUUCCUAGAGGCAUGGAAGUCCUUGCCCGAUUCAAAUGAGGUCUCAAAGGACUUUCCAGGCAUCGUCGUGAACAGUGUGGAAGCAACCCUAGACCGGCUAGCUACAUCAAACUUGUUCUUCAUUGCCAAGCGUAAGCAUGCAAACCAGGAGGUGUUGUAUCUCUCCGCCAAGAUCCCUCGAGGAAUCCCCUUCUUGAUUGAACUCACAACGGUUAUUGGAAUCCCCGGGCUUAAGUGCGCAAUCAAAAUUCCAAGCCCUGAAAUGGCUCCUCUUUUCUUUGAAGCCAUCGAAACUAUCCUCAAGAGUUGAUUCCUGCGCCUUUUUCCCGUUCCCGUGUUGAUUUUUCUCUUUGGUUUUAUUUGCUUUCUUGUAUAAUUAUUGAGAUCAUGGUUGAUCUUUUUUUUUUUUCUUUUUCUUUUUCUUUUUCUUUUUUGGUACUCCACUUUUUAGCUGUCCAGCUUUUCUUCGUUCGCUUCAUUGAGUUUGAUUUGCUGAGAUUGGUUGGACUAAAAGUUUUUCCGUUUUUGUAGACUUUGUUGGAUGUAUUUGAGAAACAAAUUUUCUAUUAUGCAAUAUUAUAAGAAAGAAUUGCAGAUAAUCCGAAUCA
Molecule: messenger RNA, 3133 nt
Organism: Camellia sinensis
Lineage: Eukaryota; Viridiplantae; Streptophyta; Magnoliopsida; Ericales; Theaceae
Product: beta-adaptin-like protein C
Biological process (GO): intracellular protein transport; vesicle-mediated transport
Cellular component (GO): membrane coat; clathrin adaptor complex
Molecular function (GO): clathrin binding
Source: RefSeq, a predicted model, not a curated record